Schizophyllum commune H4-8 is the source of this 345-nucleotide messenger RNA. RefSeq lists its product as uncharacterized. The transcript has a single exon. Lineage: Eukaryota; Fungi; Basidiomycota; Agaricomycetes; Agaricales; Schizophyllaceae. The annotation marks the transcript as partial. The record is from RefSeq and is a predicted model, not a curated record.
AUGCAUCGAACCUAUCAUACUGCAACGCUCCAAGUACGUCGUUGUCUUGAUUUGCUACUCGGUCUUUGCUCAUCCUUGCACUGCAGUGUGAGCGCUGACACCAUCGACGAUGCGCUGAACGUCUCCGCUGGUGUGCAGCUAUCCUGCUUCCGUAUGCGUGAGAAGUUCGACCUGGUCGUCAUGUACGACAACUCCUCCACAUCCUUCGACCGCGGCUCGCCGUUGUAUGUGCUGUAUGAGGCGAUCUAUACCACAUAUACGGGCCCGAAGACCCUCAAGCGACCUCCCAUGAUGCUUGUCGGCGGCAUCGAGGCGUGGCGCAGGGAUUUCGGAGCAGCAGAGCUU